Messenger RNA from Seminavis robusta, 1458 nucleotides. NCBI's taxonomy places the organism in Eukaryota, Bacillariophyta, Bacillariophyceae, Naviculales, Naviculaceae. The record is from the annotation of a GenBank genome assembly.
AUGAAGUUGCCAAGUCUCCUCAUUGCCAUCUCAUCCUUCUUUGCUAUUGCACCCCGUGGUACUCAUGCUCGCCUCCAUGACACUGACAUUGCACACUACCGUGAUCUUAGUACUUGCGACUGCGCAUACUUGGCACAGACAAGCAUCGUCGAUACUGCCUUUGGCACUUACAGCGGUAGCGUCGCAACGUUCGACGUCGAACUCAUCUAUGAAGGACUCAGGUUGUAUGGAACCCUCACCGAUACAUCCACUGGCAACAGCUGUACCGGAAAUGGUUUCAUCGACACGUAUUCCUUGGCAGAACUCAGGGCGCCCAUCACAAUCACAUCGGACACGGGGCUGGGUUGUGGAAGCACUGUGGACGCCAGGUUGCAAUUCGACGGCGCCAGCACCUUUUACGCAACCCUCGAAGUGACCAGUCUCUUUGCUACCUUUACCGUGAGUACCUCGGGAGACUGUUCCGAUGCCUGCGUGGGCGUGGGCGUUCCGACAGACAACCCGACGGCAGCUCCCUUUGUCGUACCCACCACUCUGGCGCCUUCGAGUGCCCCCGUCGUGUCCUCGCCCACGGUGGAAGAUACGCCUUGGCCGACCGAGUCGGGGGGCAAUGACAAUGACAAUGAUGAAGAGACACCCGCCCCCACGGAUGCCUGCUUUUCGGGAGAUGCAACCACCGUGGUCAAGGACAAGGGAGUUAUGAAAAUGAAAGACUUGCGAGUGGGGGACCAUGUAAUGACGGAUGAAUCGGGAGACUUUUCUCCAAUCUAUGCCUUUGGGCACUUCCAGCCGGAUCAAGCGUCCACGUUUCUUCAGCUACACACCGGCAACGACAAACCUAUUGAAAUUUCUGCGGAGCAUCUCAUUUUUCUGGCUGGUCAAGACAGUCCUGUCCGAGCGGAUGCUGUCCAGGUGGGAGAUUCCCUCCGAGGUAUACGUGCCAAUGGUCAAGAGCUACAAGUUUCCAGAAUCACCACUGUCAACAAGGAAGGAGUCUUUGCGCCAUUCACUCAAAGUGGAACACUGGUUGUGGAUGGAGCCGUGGCGUCCUCGUACAUUUCGUUGAAAGGAGCAUUAUCCACCACCGGAUUAUCAUUCCUCGAGAUCAAGACCAUGAAUCACCAUCAGAUUCACACCGUUUUGGCUCCUCUGCGCCUGUUUUGCAUGGGCACCAUCAUCACCCAUGACGUGCACAUGUGUAGUACCCUGAAUGAGGACGGGAUCUCUCACGCAGUUUCGGCUCUGACCAAUGCCACCGAGUGGGUCCAAUCUCAAGCCUUCUUGUGGAUUCAGAUUCCCAUGGUACUUGCCUAUGGCAUUCUCUUGGCUCUGUGCUUGGGUUUGGAGCUCUUGUUUGCUGCGCCCCUUGCCCCUCUUGCUGCGGUUGGAUGCAUUUCCUACUAUUGCUGCCGAUCGUACAUGUACUCUCGCGCAAUGAGUGGAAAAGUCAAGGCAGUUUAG